Molecule: messenger RNA, 1458 nt
Organism: Prorocentrum cordatum
Lineage: Eukaryota; Dinophyceae; Prorocentrales; Prorocentraceae
Source: the annotation of a GenBank genome assembly
CCCUCCCUGCCCCCCUCAAAAACAAAAACACAAGCGGAGAGAGGCAGCCUCCCUCGCGCAGCCGCCCCGCUCAGGCCCCCACGCGCCUCAGCACCCCCGCCCCGCGCCCGCCGCCCGCACCGAUGGCGCCCCACACGCCCGCCCGCGACGGGGGCCCGCGCCGCUGCUCCGGGCGCUGGCGGCCGGCGCCCUCGGCGCCGCCAUCUCGGGGCCAUCCUCUUGCGGGGCCCUGCCGCCUUCUGCGCGCCAGCGCCCCGCUCAUCUGCGGCCGCCGCGCCCCCCGGCCGGGCACCGCGGGCGGCGCUGCGCGCCGCGGGGGAGGGGGCCGCCGCGGAGGCCAAGGAGAGGCUGCUCGACUUCCUCGGGGACGAGAUGGUGGCGGAGGAGGUGCUGCUGCCCGAGGGGCGCCCGACGAGGGGCCGCGUCGACGAGAUGAUCCUGGCCCUGGAGAAGCACAUGACGGACGACGAGCCCGUCUACUCGAACCUGCUCGACGGCACCUGGAAGGUGCAGUACUCGGGGUCCUGGGCGCCCGGCCUGCUCGCCUCGCCCACGCGCGAGCUCGCGCUCUUCCUCUACGGCGGCUUCUCCCUCGGAGGUGCUCUGUCGUCCUUUGUCAGCGGCGCCUUCGGCAAGAACCUGGGCCUGAAGCUGGGGGCGAAGACCGUCAAGAUCCAGGGCGGCCGUGACGUGUUGGCCACCGUCUCCGUGAUUCGUGGCGAGACCACCGACGAGCUGUCCUACACGGCCGAGCUGAUGCCCCUCAGCGGGCGGCGGAUGAGCGAGGAGGUCAUGUCCGUCGACCUCCCGGCGCCCCUCGGAACACAGGAGCCUCCGAUGGAGCUGAGGCGGAGCAUCCUGAUCACGUACCUCGACGGGGACGUGAUGGUCGCGCGGGACGAGACCGGCGUGCCCGACGUGCUGGUGCGCGUGUCCGCCCCGCCGGGGGCGGCCCCGCAGCCCGCGGGGUCCGCGGCCUCGGAGGGCGACGGCGGCGUGGACCCGCUGAUCAGCGAGGCCGCCUGAGAGGCGCGCGCGUAGGGUGACCGCGGGUGCCCUGGCCUGCGGGACGUCGGGCGGCCACCCCUGCGUGCAGCCGCCGAGAAGGGCGGCCGCACGGGCGCAGCCCGCCGGGUUGCCGCGGCCUCCGUGGGGGCGCGGGCGGCGCUGGGCCCCCUGGGCGCCCGAGGGCCGACCCUGCCGCCCAGAGGGCUCGCGCGGGGGCCCGCUGCCGGAGCGAGCCCGGCUGCCUCCGACGAUCCUGUCGAUCGUCGCUCGUCUUCCCGCCCCCUGUGCGGGGCUUGGCGACCCCCCCUCGGCGUUGCCCGGCGGCAGAACUUCGAGCCCCGCGUAUGGGGCCCCUUUUCCCACCCUGCCCGUCUGAGCGCCCAGGCAGCUCAGCGUUGCAGUCGCGUGCGCAAGAAACUGGCCUCCUGCUGCUGCUGCUCCUUCUCUUCC